This is a messenger RNA of Drosophila mojavensis, 5199 nucleotides long. RefSeq names its product Krueppel homolog 1. Bases 1554 to 4097 code for a protein of 847 amino acids. The transcript is spliced from 4 exons. Gene Ontology annotation, cellular component: nucleus. NCBI's taxonomy places the organism in Eukaryota, Metazoa, Arthropoda, Insecta, Diptera, Drosophilidae. Gene Ontology annotation, biological process: regulation of transcription by RNA polymerase II. Gene Ontology annotation, molecular function: RNA polymerase II cis-regulatory region sequence-specific DNA binding; DNA-binding transcription activator activity, RNA polymerase II-specific. The record is from RefSeq and is a predicted model, not a curated record.
CUCAGCGAGCUGGCGACGCGUCAACACGACAAACGGCAGCGUUUUCUGUUCUUUAAAGAACUUUCAAUAGUAUUAGAAAGCUUUUAACUAAGCAAAAAAGCUGCUGUUUAAAUAGUUCAACAGAACGAAUAAGAAAAAGAAAACGAAUAAAAUAAUAAACAACGUUAUUUGAUCUCCUUUGCCUUAUUGUUUAGUUUUAAUAAUUAAAACUAAAGCGUAGCCAAUCUUAAAGUGUUUUCUUUAACAACAACAAAAAGUGCAAUUCUUAAAUCAAUUUGUGUUUUUACUAUGAACGGUAAAUUGUUUGUUUAACUAAAGGCUGAUAACAAAUAUAUAUAAAUAUUAUAAAUAUUAAACAUAUGUAAAUUAAUCAAUGGAAAAAGUGUAUCAAAUUAUUACUUAAAAUAUAACCUAGAAAAAAAAAACGAUUAAAUAUAUUACGGAGUGUAAAAAACAAGAAUCAGAUAUACUGAAGUGUGUGUGUAUAUAUGUAUGUGUGUAUCUGCAUAUAUAGUAUAUAUAACCUAGGUCAAUAUUGUUUUUAGUGGCGUGUGAAUGUGCGCAACAACAAAACGCUAAUAGCAGAGCAGUAACAGCAACAACAACAACAACAACAGCAAUCAUAGUGCUGCGCAGCUACAAAUACACAUACAAAUAAUCAAAAGCAGCAAAGAUUAUAAAUAACACACACAGACAGUUGGGCAUCUGUAUGUGUGAACCUUUAAUACGGAAAUUCGCCGCAGCAACAGAAACAACAACAACAGCAACGAACGCAAAUUAAACUUAAAAAUCUAUAUGAAAAAAUAAUAAUUAAAAAAAAAAAUUAGAAACAAGCAGCAAAUCGUCGCCAAAGCUAAAGCAGCGUCACACACCCCACACACACACACAUGCGAGCACACGACUGGUUCGCUCGCUCUCACGCUCUCGCUCACACAACGAUUAAGAACAGUCAACUUUUGGCUGCGUCAACUGCGCUGCUGCUCUGCUCAGCUCGGCUCAGUUCAGUUGCCUGCUGCGGCUGCUGCUCAAUUCUUAUAGAAUUUUAAUAUCAAACAGCGACGAUCGUUGCGUUCGCUCAGUCAGCGCCGUUGCCUCGCGUAACAUAGUUCUGAUUCUAACGGGCGCGCACACAUGCACACACACACGUACGCUCAAAGCAGAAUUUGGUAAUUUGGUCGAGCGACAAGUGCAGGCUUGUUAUUCGCCUUCAAAGCACAAGCAAAAGAGUGAGUGAGAGACACAGAAGGAGAGAGAGAGAGAGAGAGAGACGUUUCACGGCGAUUAUACCUCGCCUCGAGUGCGCAACAGUGAAAAAGUUCUACAAAACACUUGCCGCCCGUCGAUUCGCGCGACAACAAGUGUUUUAGCCAAAUAAAAAAAUAUAAAUUGCAAAUUCAAAAUAACAGUACAAUCCUCGUGCAUAUAUAAUUCGAAAGGAAAUUAUCUCCAAUCAAGCGAGAAUUUGGAUUUGCCUUUUGGGAAUACAGCAAGGAAUAUUUUAUCAAUUUAUAUUGUGGACUUUCAUUUAAUUUUAUGAUUCAUCCACAACCAACAUGGUCUAUUAUCCCGCUAAUCAGCUGCUCAUAAAGACGGAGCAACCCAGUCAGACGCAAUUCUGUCUGCAGACGCCGCUCACCGCGACAGGUGGUGGAGGCAUUGGUGUGGCGCCACCUGGCGGCCAGCAUGAGCACUAUGAGCUAUUGCAGACGCCACAGCAGCGACAAUUGCAGCAGCAACAACAGCAACAGCAGCAGCAACAGCAACAGCUUGCCAGCUAUCAAUUGGUGCUGCAACAACAACAGCAACAACAUGAAAGUAUUACAACAACAACAGCUGCAGAUGCAACAACAACACAGCAACUGCAUCGCGUCAAAACAGAAUUGCCAGCAGUCUAUGGAGCAACUACCACAACAGCAAGCGUUGCUGCUUCGGCUGCAGCAACAAAAGCAACAAUUGCCACGCCCCGCAAACCGAACGCCAACAAGCCGCAAUUCAAGUGCGAACAGUGCGGCAUGACCUUUGGCAGCAAAUCCGCCCACACGUCCCACACGAAGUCGCAUGCGAAAAACGCUGAUCUUGCCAUGGGCCUCAAUUCGGGCGUGGGCAACAGCAGUACGAGUUCCAGUUCCAGUUCCAGUUCCGCGGGCACAACGCCGCCCAUCGAACUGAACGAGGCCGGCCUGCCGCUGGGCAUACCAAAGAGUCCCACCAUCAAGCCGCUGCCCAACGUUGCCGCCGGCGCCGAUCCCUAUCAGUGCAAUGUGUGCCAAAAGACGUUUGCGGUGCCAGCUCGAUUGAUUCGCCACUAUAGAACGCACACGGGCGAGCGUCCGUUCGAGUGCGAGUUCUGCCACAAGCUGUUCAGUGUGAAGGAGAAUCUGCAGGUGCAUCGGCGCAUCCACACGAAGGAGCGGCCGUACAAGUGCGAGGUGUGCGAGCGGGCGUUCGAGCACUCCGGCAAGCUGCAUCGCCACAUGCGCAUCCAUACGGGCGAACGGCCGCACAAGUGUUCCGUGUGCGAGAAGACGUUCAUUCAGUCCGGCCAGCUGGUCAUCCACAUGCGCACGCACACCGGCGAGAAGCCGUACAAGUGCCCGGAGCCGGGCUGCGGCAAGGGAUUCACCUGCUCCAAGCAGCUGAAGGUGCACUCGCGCACCCACACGGGCGAGAAGCCCUACCACUGUGACAUCUGCUUCCGGGACUUUGGCUACAACCAUGUGCUCAAGCUGCAUCGCGUCCAGCACUAUGGGGCCAAGUGCUACAAAUGCACCAUUUGCGACGAGACCUUCAAGAACAAGAAGGAGAUGGAGGCGCACAUCAAGGGCCACGCCAACGAGCUGCCCGAGGAUGAGGUUGAGGCGGCUGCGGCAGCGGCAGCAGCAGCAGCGGCUUCACCUGCUGCAGCAUCAACGUCAGUUGCCAGCGGCUCGCCAUCGUCCAUAGCCAGCAAUUCCGAGUGCAGCAACAAUUCGCCGCCCAGCUCGCCGCCGGCAGUCAAGAAGCCACGUCAGUCACGUGGCGGCGCUAAGUCCAUUGCAGUGGCAGCAGCAGCUGCUGCGCCGCUCUCGCCCAGCUCCGUCUCGUCCACCUACUCGCCGGUCAGCAGUCAGGCCUCCACGCCGCCUCAGUAUAUGGCCACAACGGAUGCACUGAGUCGGGACAGCGGCGUAGCCAGCGCGCAGCUGCUGCCCAGCUAUGCGGAGGAGGAUUUGCCUACGGACUUGAGCAUGCAACAGUCGACGGCAGCAGCAGCAGCAGGAGCAGCGCAGCAGCCACAAAUGAUCUACUAUCAGCCGCAGCCGACGUCCAGCUUAGUCGAGCUGCAGCCAACAGCAGCAGGAGCAGGAGCAGGAGCAGGAGCAGGAGCAGCAGCAGCAGCUGCUGGGCUGACUAUCAAUCCAGCACUGCUCGAAGCGGCGAGCAUAGCGAGACGCGAUCACGAUGAGGUCAUUGACAAUGAUGAGGAUGUGCAGCAGGCUGCCUGGCAAAUGAUGCAGCUGCGACGUGGACAUGCGGCCACAGCACAGCCACAGUCGCAGUCGCAGUCGCAGUCGCAGCCCCAGCACCAGCCAUCAGUUGCAUCGCAACCCACUUUACUAGUCAGCGAUCUGGCGGCCAACUAUGAUGACACGCACGAGGCGAAUGUGCUGAUCGAGCACUUCAAGCGCGGCGAUUUGGUGAAUCAUGGACUUCACAAGGGCUAUGUGCCAGUGCCGCUCUAUGAAUCCUCCCUGCCCAAUCCGGAUAUAGUGCGUCGCGUUGAGGCGGCCAUUGGACUGCGCUCGAGCACAGAGUCGCCGGAGCGCAGCUCCUCGCCCGAAAGCGAUUCCCUAAUGAUGGCCGAUCGCAAUGUGAUGACGCUGCCGCUGCGCAAGCGCAAGCAUUACAUGAAUGAGGGCGAGGCCAGCAAUGGGGGCGGCAGCUGUUCCAACAGUGCUGCCGCAGCAGCUGCAGCAGCAGGAGGCGCGGGCGGAGCUGGAGCUGGCAACGAAUCGGCAGGAUCAGCGGCGAGUGGUGCUGAUGGUGGCACUGGCAACUCCGCUGGCUCCAAGGUGAUGCGCAUGAGCUCCGUCAUCCAGUUUGCCAAGGCCUCGUAGUGGGCGUGGCAGCGGCUAUCAAUCAGCAUAAAGACUGUUCAACAAAUUCUAACUGAAAUUAGUUUUACUUUAAAAUAAUAUGCAUGCACGCACGCUUUGCAUAGUUUAACUUUUUUUUUUAAUUAGCAGCGAGAAAUGCCAAAAGUAUUAUACAAAAGAAGACGAGUACGAAAGAAAUAUGUUUUUAAACUAAACUAAGAGAAAAGAACGAAAAAAUGAUAUCCUAUUACGUUUACAUUGUAUCCAUUUUAACUGUGUGUAUUUUGUUAAUUAUUUGCUUUUUGUUUCUCUCUGAAAUUUAUGUUUUUCUAUUUAAGUCAACAAUUGCAGCAAUUGGCAUUGCAUUUCUUUUUCUACAAAUCAAAUGAGAAACAAUGAAAUUCAACCAUAAACAAUAGAGAUAAGUGAAGAAAAGGAAAAAGAAAAACAAUAAUACGUUACGUUCAUAAUUGAAUACAAUUAAUUAUUUAUGCUAAUUAAGGCCAUAUUGGCAGGAAUGCAGAAGCAACAGCAGCGAAAGCAAAAGCAACAGCAACUAAAUACAAUUAAUUUACAUACAUACAUACAAUACAUAUAAAUAAUUCUAAACAUACAUAUUUAUAAAUGCAAUUAUAUGAUUAUGUAACUAAUGCGCGCCCAUCAAAAUCACUUUAUAUUAUGAUUAAGUACAUCAUCCAAACAAGCAAACAAAAUUUAAAUCAAUUUGAUAUGCAUUUUAUAUUUUAUAUACAAACAAAGAGAAAACAAAACAAAAUUACAAAAAAAAAAGAAGAAAUAUUUGAAACAUCAAAAUUCACUUUAAAUGUAAAUCACAAAAAUUCAAUACACUUUUUUACUAUACGGAGAAUAUUGAACUGAUAAGCAAAGAGCAAGCAAGCAUAAUUAAGUUAAAAUUUAACACAACAAUAUAUUAAAUAAACAAAACAAAAACAACAAACAAAGAAAAAAAACAAGAAAAGUCGAUGUAAAAACGCAUAUUAAGUGUGCGCCAUAAAUAAUUUUUUGUAAACGCUAAGUAAUAUACAUAUAGAUAUAAAUUGUAGCAUGAAAUAUUACAAGCGCAAGCAAAAUAAUAAUAAAAAAUAAAUUGCGUAAAAAAUAA